UUCAACUGUAUGCAGCAUUAACAGUAAGGACUUUUUGUACUGUAUUUAUGUUUUUUUGUUUGCAUGAUAUGUGUAACGACCGGGGGAGGGAGUGACAGAUACAACUGAGGUAAGAUCCAACAUGCAGGUUUGUUCAAUGUACAAACAGGUAUAUGUAGACAAAUAUAGAGUCGUAAUAAAAGUACAGGCAAUAGGUUGUAAGGCUGGUGGCUAAACAGGAUAACUAGGGUAAACAAGGCUAGGAUCGAGACACGGAGAAACAAGAUAAGGACCCGGAGAGUGGAGCUGCAGUGGCCCUGGAUCGUGCGACAGCGGAGGACCUGGAGCGUGGAGCUGCAGUGGACCUGGAUCGUGUGACAACAGAGGGCCUGGAGUACUGCGAGGAGCCGGCAGGGCUGGAGGCUUGUAGGGAGCCGGCAGGGCGAGGAGCCGGACUGGGAUCGGCAAGGCGAGGAGUCUAGAUGACGCCGGCCGGGCGAGCUGUCUGAAUAGCGCCGGCAGGGCGAGGAGCGGGGCUGGGACCGGCAGGGCAAGGAGCUGUGAAUGUUCAGGAAAACUGAAGCGGCGGCGGACAUUCGGAAAGCUCAGGCGGCGGCGACCAUUCGGGCAGCAUCGUCGACCCUGGCUGCGGAGCUGGCUACGACGUCGACUCUGGCUGCGGCGCUGGCUGCGGCGUCGACUCUGGCUCUGGGAAAAGCUCAGAGUGUCCACGAGUAGCUGAGCAUGGCCAUUAGCAGAGGUCUGCAUCAGGGGAAGAACAGUCUGCUGGAGCUUACCAAACAGAUCUGCUGCUUCCUGCAGAGUGCGCCUGAGCAGUUUACGCUGGAGGAGAUUCCCAUCACCGAGUCAAAGGUCAGCAUGGACGUCAACUUUUCCGGCUCGUCUCCUGCAAAGAGAGUCAACUCAAAGAGCGUGUCUCCCCCUCCUGGAGCAGUGCUGGUGUUGCACUCGUUGCUUCUUGAGUUUCCAUUGUCGAUGGCCUUCGCUGAACAGCUGCUAACCUACAGUGUAGGAGAAACCAUAGAGCGCUCUGAGGAUGAGCUGGACACGGUGCCCACUUCUGUGCUCAUUCAGGUCGUGGAGCUGCUAGGACGGGACCAGCAACCAGAUCCUGUGGUCCCCACGAGCCGCUUUAUUGAGCUGAAGACACUGCUCGUGAGCAAUCUGCACCCAAUGGUCACCGAACAACAGCUUAUUGAAAAGUUUGGUGCAUUGGGGUCCAUCUCGACUGUGCAAGUGUGCAGAAACAACAUCAUCUCUCCUGCUUAUGCCUUUGUGACUUUCCAUCAUCGACGUGAUGCAGUGCGAGCACAAAAAGCUCUGAACUUCACUGAUUUACUGAAUAAACCUCUGAUCAUCAUGUGGGGCCCAGACAAGACAAUUGAGGUCCUCUCAGAUAAUGACAGCAGCUCUCCAAGACAAACAGAGGAGAGAGAGACAGCUGGAGAAACAGAGGAGAGAAAGACCAGUGAAGAAACAGAGAGAAAGGCUGCUGGAGAUACAGAGGAGAGAAAGACCAGUGGAGAAACAGAGAGAGAGGCCGCUGGAGAUACAGAGGAGAGAAAAACCAGUGGAGAAACAGAGAGAGAGGCCGCUGGAGAUACAGAGGAGAGAAAGACCAGUGGAGAAACAGAGAGAGAGGCCGCUGGAGAUACAGAGGAGAGAAAGACCAGUGGAGAAACAGAGAGAGAGCCCGCUGAUGAAACAAAGGAGAGAGCGAACAGCGAGUCUUCAUGGGGAAGAAGGAUCUCCAACAAUGUGAAAAGUGCUGUGAAAGCUGCGGUGAGCAGUCCAGCAGCCUGGGUCGGAGUCGGCAUAGGUGUCUGUGCUGCUUAUGCCUACUUCAGGAGCAGGAGCUAGUGUGGACACAUUCUAAAAGACGAGAAGGCCUGCCUCACGAUCUCCACUCAUCAUCCCCAGAGUGACCAAUCACUGCUCCAGAAAGAACUUGAUUUCCCCAGCAGGCCAAACACUUGCAAUAAAUGUGAAUUGAAUAAAC
Messenger RNA from Danio rerio (zebrafish), 1999 nucleotides. The record is from RefSeq and is a predicted model, not a curated record. NCBI's taxonomy places the organism in Eukaryota, Metazoa, Chordata, Actinopteri, Cypriniformes, Danionidae.